This is a messenger RNA of Mangifera indica (mango), 1490 nucleotides long. Its product is annotated as E3 ubiquitin-protein ligase BRE1A. The coding region runs from base 197 to 1288 and encodes 363 amino acids. The record is from RefSeq and is a predicted model, not a curated record. NCBI's taxonomy places the organism in Eukaryota, Viridiplantae, Streptophyta, Magnoliopsida, Sapindales, Anacardiaceae. The transcript is spliced from 6 exons.
CACCCAGUAACCGUUACAUCUCGUCCCCUCUCUCCAGCAACAUGACCACCUGCUUCACUUUCAGCUCACAUUCUGGAAUCUGGGUCACCGUUUCUCUCUACAAAGAUCAAAUCUUUCGCUCACAAAAAAUCGUUGCACCUCAGCUUCGUAUCUGGGUCUUCGUUAUUUUCUCUAAACUCUCUUUCUUUCUCUGUUUAUGAUGGAACCAGCAAAAAUCGACUGGAAUAGAAUUGAGUCCGUGUUUGUUGAAGAUAAAAUUUAUGAGAAUAUCAAUGCACCCAAAUGGGUUGAUUUGCUGGCUCCUGAUGAAGUUCAUGUUGAUGAUGAAGCCUGGUUUUGCAGACCUGAUUGUAAGCACCCAAAGACAGUUGAGGAUUUCUUCAAAACACCGUCAAGUUCGAAGUUUUCAAGAUCAAUUGAAAGAGUUCCAUUUGGAGAGAGGAAUCAGAGAGAUGCAAGAUUGAAGAGAAGAGGACAAAGUCAAACUUCGUUUCCAUCGAAUGAUAUGCCAACCAAAUUUGUUGAAGACUGUGAAAAUCAAAACCCAAAUUCAGCAACACCCCAAAAUCAUGUCAAGUCUUUGAAAGCUGCUAUCAAAUCAAGCAGCGAAAAGAACAAUAAACAGAUCAAUGACACUUCACAAAAUGAUGAAAUUUUGCCAAGACUUAAAGCCACACUUUCAGCAAGCAACUUAUUUGCGGGCAGAGAUAUAUUCAAUCAUAUUACUGAAUUUUGCAAUGAAAUGAAGAAACUGGCCACGAGGGCAAGGGAGAGGGAGAAUGUGGAGAAGAAGGAUCAAGAGGGUGAGAAAAUGGCCGUCCAAAAUGAGAAUUCUUCUGAGGUUUUAGGUGAGUUGGAUGGGAGAGAGAAGGAGAGGAAGCCAUUGCUUGAAGUAGUGGAUAAACAGAAAUCUGAUUCUGAGAUGGGAAGUGUUAAGGACAAGCAAAGGAGGAAGAAAAGAUUUGAUGAGUCAGAAAACAUUCCGGUCUCUUUGAAUUUGGAGAACAUGAAGAAAAAAGGAGAGGAGUGUUUGUUGCAAAUCAGAACUAAUCCCCCCUCUCCUCAAUGCUUUUCUGCCACUCGUACUGCCAUGAGAACAACCCCUUCAAAGUCUUCUGCAUACAGGUCGAUGGUGGAGAGGAGGAUCCUUCAAGAAAUGGAGCAGAACAAAGAGGCGACUAAAGAAGGAGCUGUAGAUAAAGGGAAGAGUGUUUCAAUUGUUGAGGGAAGAGAAGCAAGAGCUCUGGAUGUAUUUUGGUUCCUGAAGCCUUGCGCACUAUCUGGGUAAAUUUGAACAUAAUGCCAGUGAUACAGUCAUUCUUUAGUUUUACUCUGAAUGAAAACUUUCUACUCUUUAUUCAUCGAUUCAUUGCAUUGUAGUCUUCAUUCCUUGUUCAUUUGCCAUUUAUAAAAGAAACUGUAAUUAAGUAUGCAAUAAUUGCACCGAAAUCCAUUCAAAUUGAAUAAAAGUUGUUCGUACUUUCUCUUCA